Daucus carota subsp. sativus is the source of this 1594-nucleotide messenger RNA. RefSeq names its product serine/threonine-protein phosphatase PP1 isozyme 2. Lineage: Eukaryota; Viridiplantae; Streptophyta; Magnoliopsida; Apiales; Apiaceae. The record is from RefSeq and is a predicted model, not a curated record. Gene Ontology annotation, molecular function: protein serine/threonine phosphatase activity. Gene Ontology annotation, cellular component: nucleus; cytoplasm. The coding region runs from base 311 to 1243 and encodes 310 amino acids. The transcript is spliced from 4 exons.
AUCUAAAACAUGAGCGACGCUUUGGCCGAGUGGUUAAGGCGUGUGCCUGCUAAGUACAUGGGGUUUCCCCGCGAGAGUUCGAAUCUCUCAGGCGUCGCACCUAUUUUUUGGCCCAAAGUGAACGUUGACUCUGCACCAGACAAGCAUCAAAAAAACAUAUGGAUGCAUCUCCAUAUACAAACAAACUAAUGUUUAUAGGCAUGAACGCCUGAUCUGUGUUGUGUUAUAGAUAAAAUCGGACAGCAACAAUCCAAAAAUCUCUCUUACUAGUAUUUUAAGGCUUCGUGUUUGUAAAGAUUUUGAUAGAUUGAUGGCCCAUAAUGAGGAGGGAAUGAACGCUUUGCUUCUUGAUGAUAUCAUCAGCCGUCUUCUGGAGUCCCGACACGCAAGAACUCCCCGCCAAGUUCAUUUAUCGGAGUCGGAGAUUCGACAGCUUUGUUGUGCUUCUAAACAUGUGUUUCUGCAACAGCCUACACUGUUAGAACUUGAAGCCCCCAUCAAAAUCUGUGGUGACAUUCAUGGGCAAUAUGGUGACCUUUUAAGUCUGUUUGAUUUUGGAGGAUUUCCUCCUGAGGCCAAUUACCUGUUCUUAGGAGACUAUGUGGACCGCGGGAAGCAAAGUCUGGAAACGAUAUGCCUUCUCCUUGCAUACAAAAUCAAAUACCCGGAGAAUUUUUUCCUUUUGAGAGGAAACCAUGAAUGUGCUUCUAUUAACCGGAUAUAUGGAUUCUAUGACGAAUGUAAGCGGCGUUUCAAUGUGAAGCUCUGGAAAACAUUUACAGAUUGUUUUAAUUGCCUUCCAGUGGCUGCUCUCAUAGACAACAAGAUACUUUGCAUGCAUGGGGGCCUUUCUCCUGAUUUGACAAACUUGGAUCAAAUAAGAAAUCUAACUCGUCCUACCAAUGUUCCUGAGUCUGGUUUGCUCUGUGAUUUACUUUGGUCUGAUCCUAACAGAGAAGUUCAAGGCUGGGGAAUGAAUGAUCGGGGAGUCUCGUACACCUUUGGUCAGGAUAAGGUGUCAGAGUUUGUAAUGCAACAUGAUAUUGACCUUGUUUGUCGUGCUCACCAGGUUGUGGAGGACGGAUACGAAUUCUUUGCUGAGAGGCAGCUAGUUACCAUUUUUUCAGCCCCUAACUACUGUGGGGAAUUUGAUAAUGCUGGCGCAAUGAUGAGUGUUGAUGAAAACUUAAUGUGCUCUUUCCAAAUUCUAAGGCCAGCAGAUAGAAAUCAUAGGUUCUUAUGAAGACAUAAGACGCUGCAGCCUCGAUUGCUUUAUAUUUCAGAUGUCCUGCCUAUCAUGUUGGCAACUGUGAGUUGCAGAUGCUGGUUUACAAGCACAGUAGAAAUCUGUGCGAGGCAGCACAAAUUUCCAGUGACAUUAGAUAUAUACAUCAUUGGUUUGGAUAGUAUAAAACAUACUAAUGCAUUACUGCAUGUUGUCAAUAUUCUGGUGUAGAUUUCCAUUUUUAUUUUCCGAUGAGGCGACAAAGUACCUGUAAGCUGUAGCUAUUGAUUUGCCACACAUGAGAUUGAAUGCACUGUUCUUUAAACAUUUGACAGAAUGCUGAGGUGCAAAAUCUUUUUAAGCCUUAAA